Messenger RNA from Epinephelus lanceolatus (giant grouper), 2957 nucleotides. The record is from RefSeq and is a predicted model, not a curated record. Lineage: Eukaryota; Metazoa; Chordata; Actinopteri; Perciformes; Serranidae.
AUGAGCCUCGAGCCACUCCCCACCAUUGAGUUUCCACACGUUUCAGGAGGUUUGAAACGGAUGAAGAGGGAGUGGGUUAUUCCAGCAAUUAACGUUCCAGAGAAUGAGCGGGGUCCAUAUCCCAAAUCCGUGGUGAAGAUCAAGUCAAGCAACCAGGAAAGGGUGGCGAUAACCUACAAGAUCACUGGACCCGGGGCUGAUCAGCCUCCUGAGGGUGUUUUUACUAUUGAUAGGCGAUCUGGGGUGCUAUAUGUUACCCAGCCACUGGACAGGGAGAAGACAGCCAAAUACACUCUAUGGGCCCAUGCACUGGUUGAGGACAUCAAGGCUGAGGAGCCCAUGGAGCUCGUUAUCAAUGUCAUUGACCAGAAUGACAAUGCUCCAAAAUUCACUCAGAACCCUUUCUAUGGCAAAGUGAGCGAAAGCACUGACGCUGGUGAGAGAAUGCUUCAGCAUACUUUACUUGCUAAAAUGACAAACAAUGCUAUAUUAAGGUAUAAGAUAAAGGAUCAGGUGCCCAAUGAGGGCAUGUUCGACAUAAACCCAGUGAGUGGACUGAUCAGUGUGGCGGCAGGCGGACUGGACAGAGAGACCCAGCCAGAGUACAAGCUGAUCAUUCAAACUGCUGAUAUGGAGGGAGAGGGGUUAACAGCCACCUGCACUGUUAUCAUUACUGUUACCAAUGCCAACGAUAAUGCUCCGCAGUUCACCGCCACAUCUCUAUCCGCAUCAGUCCCUGAGAAUGAAGUUGGAGUGGAGGUAAUAAGACUAGAGGUCACUGACAAGGAUGAGUUAGGAUCUCCAAAUGCCAACAGCAAAUACUCAAUAAUCAAAGGCAACGAGGGGGGAGAGUUCAGCAUCAUCACAGGCGCCAAUAAAAUGGAGGGAAUCCUCGAAACAGCAAAGGUGCUGGAUUUUGAGAGCACUCCUGUCUUAACUCUGUUGGUGGUGGCGACGAAUGAGGUGCCAUUUUCGGGACAGGUGUCAACCUCGACGGCCACAGUCACUGUCACAGUCGUGGACGAGAACGAGCCUCCUGUUUUCAUUCCAGCAGAAGUCCAUGUACGCAUCUCAGAAGAUGCGGAAACAGGGAGUUCUGUGGCCGACCUCAGAGCGAAGGACCCAGACACAACCAGGAAACAGAGCGUCAGAUAUAAACUACACAAUGACACUGCCAGGUGGCUGAGAGUUGAUAAAGACUCCGGAUCAAUCAAAGUUCAAAGCAACAUGGACAGGGAAUCAAAUUACGUCAAAGGCAGCAAAUAUACAGUCCUAGUUUUGGCUUACGACAAUGACACUGUCCCGGCUACAGGGACAGGUACUCUGGUCGUGAGUUUGUUAGACGUUAAUGAUCAUCUACCCGUGAUCAAGCAGAGGAAAGCCAGUCUAUACAGUCGUGACCCUUUACCUGCCCUGCUGGAUAUAGUGGACCUAGAUGGACCUGGUCAUGCUGGACCGUUUACGGUGGAGCUUCAAGGAGAGCACAGGAUUAACUGGACUGUUAGCACUAACGCCACAAGCAACGUGGCCGCCCUGGCCCCCAAACGAGAAUUGUCGCCCGGGGACUAUCAUGUGCUGAUGCGUAUCUACGAUGUUGGCAUGCUCUACCAAGACAGCACACUGAACAUCGAGGUGUGCCAGUGUCAAGGGGCUGUCUCUACCUGUUUCAUCCCACAUUCUGAGCCCAGUGAUCUGGACGUUUCUUCUCUCACAACUUCAUUUCUGGCAGCAAUUUUUUUGUCUUUUGUGUAUGUAGCAAUACUGCUCUUGCUGCUGCUGCUGUUUCUGAGAAUAAGGAGGAGCUCGGUGAAGGAUGUCCCUCUUCUCGAAGAAGUACCCAGAGACCACAUUGUCUACUAUAAUGAGGAGGGAGGAGGUGAAGAGGACCAGGAGUAUGACCUGAGCCAGCUCCACAGAGGGCUUGAUAAUCGUCCUGAAGUCUUCUGCACUGUGACUGUCCAGAGUCGGCCACACUACCGCCUACAACUCCAAGCCAACGAAGAGAUUGGGACAUUCAUUGAGGAUAACUUGCACGCUGCAGACAGUGACCCUACAGCUCCACCUUAUGACUGUCUUUUGGUGUUUGACUAUGAGGGUGUUGGCUCAGAUGCGGGUUCACUCAGUUCACUCAACUCCUCAGACUCAGAUGAGAAGCAGGACUUUCCGAGCCUGGCCCUCUGGGGACCACGUUUCAGAAGGUUGGCUGACCUGUACACAGGCGGGAUAGACGAGGACGAUGACACAGAAACACUGCCAGGAAAAACAGAAUGGGUCUGACAUGCUCCUGUGACCUGUGUAUUAAUAGACCUUCCAAAUUUGUGUCCAUCUGCCGAAGGUCCUCCAAGUGCUGUGUGACCUCUUUCUGCUGCCUUCUUGGACUCUUUUCAGACUUGUACUGUGGACUAAGAUGCUCAUACUCUGUUCAUUAGUCAUUCUUGGCCUUCCUGGCUUUUUCAUCGCACUGGAUGAAAUCUGUAGGUAAACAAUUACAUUAACAAACUAAAUGAUAUUUAAAAGUAUUCAUGUACCAGGCUUACUGAAUAUCAAAUGUUCCACACAAGAUUGUCUCCAUGAUGUCAUAUUAGUGUUACAUUUACUUUAUGCCAAAAUCUGAUUACACAAACAAAAGUAAACAUUGUUUACUCUGAUGAUAAUGAGCAACAGCUUCAGUCACUAACUGUACUGGAAUGCUAAGUCAUGACUUGUAAAAAAAAAAAAAAAAAAAAAAAAAAAAGUGGACAAUAUUUGAAGUGAUGGAGUUGGGACUUGUGUGUGUAUAGCAGGCUUACUGCAUUGGCAGGCCUGUGGUGGAGCUCAUAGUUACAGGGCACUUACAUCAGACUCCAUCAGACUAAAACUUGACAGAAUAAUGCAAUGACACCAUUAUUUUGUUAUUUUUCAUAAAAAGUCAUGGGUUGGUGUGAAGGCCACUGGCAGGCUGAUUUGACUCAUCUCUC